Zingiber officinale is the source of this 2285-nucleotide messenger RNA. RefSeq lists its product as uncharacterized. NCBI's taxonomy places the organism in Eukaryota, Viridiplantae, Streptophyta, Magnoliopsida, Zingiberales, Zingiberaceae. The record is from RefSeq and is a predicted model, not a curated record. Bases 310 to 2073 code for a protein of 587 amino acids. The transcript is spliced from 11 exons.
AUUCGUUUGCACCGGCCCCAAGUGGCUCUGCACAAGUCCUACCACAUUUCAAUCUCUCACUGAUUGCUUCCCUCUGCAAUUAAAGUUGAGUGCUUUCGCGAAUUAAAGUUAAAGAAUUGAGCACCAGAUGGAAUGGAUCUCCCCUCACGCUGUGGAUUGGCCUCGGGCUGGCGGUUAAUGGAGAGCCGCCGCUCGUCGCUGGGACACUUCCGGGAAUCCAUGGCCGGUCCCUUCUGUCGUUGCUGCUAAAAAGUUGUCCUUUUUCGCCUUGCCAGGCCGCGGGCCGGCGCUGCUUUGGGGGUCGCGGGGAUGGAGCCGCUGAAGGGGUUUUGGUCGUGUCUUUGGAGUUUCCUCCGCUUCUUGCCCUUCUUUCUUGCCUUGUUGAUUCUGGGGACUGUUAAAGGUAUUAUACUUUGUCCAUUUGUAUGUCUUAUCAUGACAUUGGGAAAUUCUGCAAUCAUCUUGGGUCUCUGGCCAGCACAUGUAGUUUGGACAUACUACUGCAUGAUAAGAUCCAAACAGCUCGGGCCUGUUCUGAAGUUUAUUCUUGCACUUGGUGCAUCUAUUAUAUUAGUUCUCUGGCCUCUAGUUGGUAUAUUAGGAAGCAUCCUUAUAGGAGUAGGUUAUGGUUUUCUAGCUCCUGUUGUGGCUACUUUUGAUGCUGUUGGAGAAGGGAAGGCAAACAAUUUCCUUCAUUGCUUCAUGGAUGGAACUUGGAGCACAAUUGAACGAAGCUUUACCGUGGUCAGAGAUUUCAGAGAUGUUUGUUUUUAUUCAUAUUUCUCAAUCAUGGAUGAUCUUCACCAACGUGAUCCUCCAAAUGAAGGACCUUAUGAGAUCAGACUGUGGUAUGUUCCUGGUUCCUGGGUGAUUGGUUUUCUUGGAGUAAUGGUCGAUAUGCCAACAAUCACAUUAAUUGCCAUUUACAAGAGCCCCUACAUGCUUUUUAAAGGAUGGAAACGUUUAUUUCAAGAUCUUAUUGGCCGAGAGGGCCCAUUUUUGGAGACUGCAUGUGUGCCAUUUGCUGGCCUUGCUAUUCUUCUAUGGCCAAUGGCAGUUGCAGGAGCUAUCAUUGCUUCCAUACUAUCAAGUUUCUUUCUAGGUGCAUAUGCAGCUGUUAUCACAUAUCAGGAGAAAUCAGCCAAGAUGGGGCUAUUUUAUAUUAUCUCCUCCUUGUCUUUGUUUGAUGAAUAUAGUAACGACAUACUUGACAUGCCUGAAGGGUCUUGCUUUCCCAGGUACCAGUAUCGGAAGAACAUUUCACAACGAUCAAAGUCUCUAAGUAGACAUUCCUCUUUGGCACGGAAGAAUCAAGAUGAAAAGAACCCUUCGUUACGUGCCACUUCAUUCAAGGGUAUCUUGCCUGAAUUGAAGCCUUUGAAGUUACUCGAUCGAAUGUUCUCAGAAUGUAAGCACUAUGGUGAGUCUUUGAUUGGCGAAGGAGUAAUUGCACCUGAAGACAUUAAAGAAUCUAGAUCCGGUAAAGGUGGAGGAAGCAGAAUUGUAAGCAUUGGCUUGCCGGCAUACUCCAUUCUUCAGGCACUUCUAGCUUCUGCAAAAAGAGACUCCGAUGGUUUAAUCUUAAGUGAUAACACUGAGAUAACCACAGAGAAUCGACCCAAAGAUGCAAUCUUUGAUUGGUUCUUCGAUCCUGUGAUAGUCUUGAAAGAUCAGAUUAAAGCUCAAAAUUUCUCAGAAGCAGAAGAACAGUAUUUAUCCAGGUUGGUUUUGCUGCUAGGUGAUUCCAAGAGACUGAAUAACAUUCAUGAUCAAUUGCCGCCUUUGGAGCAACGAAGACAGGCUGAGAUACAUGCAUUUGCUCGGAGGUUGUGUGGUAUCACCCAGUCUCUCUCAAGGUAUCCAACAGUCAGACGACGCUUUGACGGCCUUGUCAAAUUACUUUAUGAAGAUCUUGAGAAGAAGUUUGGGAGUACCAAGCCCGUGAAUGGUGGUAAAGUAACUCAGAAUUUAACAAGUCGCAUCAUCCGGAUCGUUAGCCAGAAAUCAUUUCAGUCGGGAAAAAGCCCUGGCAGCAACUCUCAAGAAUCACAAUCGUUAAACAAUGUCCUGUAGUCAUAUGGCCUUAACUGGGAAGACAUUUGUUUCUUUGUCUUCCAUCAUUAGAAUUUGGUAGGUUUUCCCCAUCUUCUGUUUGUCUAGAUUGAGGUAAAGUUAUUAUACAAAAAAAUGUAUGUAAUUGUAUUGCUUUACGAGCUCAAACCGUACUUGAACGAUACGUAACACAUUGAAAUGGGCAUAGAAGUACCCUGUUCCUUGCCUUUGGA